UCAUUCUGGAGCUAUUUUGUUAAGGGUGCGCUCCAAAUGGGCAUCUUAAAUGGCGUUGUUUAUUCUGGCAUGUUAGUGCUUAUUAUGAAGUCAUAUUAGCUUUAAAGUUUUAUCUAUGAUACUAAGUAUAAUAACUGCGCUGUAACAACAAACUGCCAUGUUUGUUUCUCAUUCAACUCAGUUCCGGAAGCCUCUUCGCCGUGAAGCAAAGUGGUAGCGUCCACAAGGCGCGAGACUCCAAACUGUUCUCGUUGGAAAGAAAUCGAAAACUCACCAAAAUGGAGGAAAGAAUGAAUGAGGAGAACACAGAAGAGGUAAUGCUGUUGGAGGACAACAUCCGGCGUCUCCAGGCAGAAGUGGCGGAACUGCAGCGUCAGCGUCACAGCCUCAAGGAGGACCUCAGCCAACCAAUGCGGGACGCACUAUCGCUGUUGUGCGGACACACGCCACAAGGGGGCGCCCAUGAGGUUCUGUCCAGUCUGAGGGAGGAGGUGGAGCAGCUGAAGGAGGAUCUGCGGCAUCAGAGCCGCAUGAACGGCAUCAGUUUGAGGAGCUGCACUUCACGCACUCUUCAAAGCGGCAGCACAAAGUCAGUGCAGAUGUGUGUCACUGGCCAGUGCUCAGAGUUGGAGUUCCAGGUGGAGUUCCAGCUCUCAGAGGUCAAGAAGGGCGAGCGGCCCGAGAAGAUGAUCAACAGUCUGAAUGUGGUGAUGGGUGCCGGCGCCCUGGACAACUUCAGCAGCUUCCUCUCUGGGGUGGAGGAAAGCAGGGACCUCUUGCUGUUCUUUAGGACACUCAGGACCUUCGCAGACAGGAUGGAUGAGCGACGCCGCACCUUCCAGCACUUUCAGGCUAAAUAUCCCAAUGUGGUGUGUGUUCCCGGCGGUUGCAGUUCAUCGAUGCUCACUCUUCAUCAUCCUCAUCUUCCAGGGUGCACGUUGUUGGUGAACUGGUUUGUGGACGUGUCCAAGGAGGGCAAGGUCACACCGAAAGUGGACCUGCUCACGAAGAUCCCAAACAGAGCGUUGCAGUUGUUCCCGUCUCAGGCCGUAGACGGCGCCGCCGAGGCCUUCCGCGGCCUGACGAGGCUGCUCGGGCCCGAAGCCGCCUUGGAGGAGGUCAUCCGAGCCGCGGGACUCAUUACAGACGACUGAAAAAUGGAAGUGCCAUGACUCAUUAAUUUUCAGUAUUAUUAGUUGUAUAGAGGAUAAACAAUGUAUUAUAUUGUCUGUCCGCAUGUGAUGCAGCACAAUUUGUGUUCAAAUAGCCGUUGGUUAAAGUGUUAAAACGCCGCCACGUACAUGCUAUUCGUUAGCCUGUCUCAGGUGUUUCCCAUUGUGUGUUAGCAUGAAGCUAAUGGACACCAAAAGUUGUUUUGAAUUGUCUUUGUUUUAUGUUUAGUUUGAGUCGGCAGUAGAGAAUGUUGAGGGAAUGCGUUCGGAAUCAUUCGUCCGUCCCUAAACAUCCCCAGUAGGGAUCUUUCUUGGACUUUUGGGUCAACUAAAUAAAAGAAAGGCACGAUAUAGCUUGAGGAGAUGGGAAAGGUGGAGGACAAGAAAGAGGACGAAAAAUGAGAAAGGAGGAGAGGGAGAUGGAGAGGAAAGACGAGACAAAAAGAUGAGAAGGGGAACGCUAAAGAAUGACAGGGAAAAAAAGGACAAACAGAACACUGAUGAAGGAGAAGG
Messenger RNA from Phyllopteryx taeniolatus (common seadragon), 1685 nucleotides. It is a transcript of the gene cenpp, whose product is annotated as centromere protein P. The coding region runs from base 279 to 1154 and encodes 291 amino acids. The record is from RefSeq and is a predicted model, not a curated record. NCBI's taxonomy places the organism in Eukaryota, Metazoa, Chordata, Actinopteri, Syngnathiformes, Syngnathidae. Gene Ontology annotation, biological process: CENP-A containing chromatin assembly. The transcript has 9 exons. Gene Ontology annotation, cellular component: nucleus; chromosome, centromeric region.